AUGUCUAUCAAGAACGGAUUAACAGUCGACACAUUUACCCAACAGGGCCAUGUUAGAACUGCAUGGAUUGCUUAUUUCACUCUCUUUGUCUUCUGGGGACUGUUCUACUGUCUUCGCCAUCUUUCCAAGGCUGAAAGAAACCAUGGGCCUGGUCCCGAACAUGAUAUCGAAGGCAGACACACUACUGAGGAAAGACAUGGAAGUAGCGAAAAGGUUCCUGCCUGGAAGCUAAAGAACGGAUUCCAUAGUCCUUUAAAGAGAGCCCACAGAUUGGCCUUUGAAAAUAUGAUGCUGUUGCUGACUGUCUUGGUUCUCGACACGUUUGGUAGUGGUUCUGGCCGUGCUGUAAUGAUCAUAGCUUGGAUUUACGUCGGAUUCACUAUCUUGAUCUCGCUCACUGAGUUAAUGAUCGAUAACCGCUACUAUCGCUUUAUGUACAGCCUCAUGUUUUACGGUCUAACUCUCGCGAUCGGAGGUCUUGCUUUCAAGCAAGGCUGGUAA
Molecule: messenger RNA, 501 nt
Organism: Phycomyces blakesleeanus NRRL 1555(-)
Lineage: Eukaryota; Fungi; Mucoromycota; Mucoromycetes; Mucorales; Phycomycetaceae
Exons: 3
Coding region: 1-501 (166 amino acids)
Source: RefSeq, a predicted model, not a curated record